Messenger RNA from Gilbertella persicaria, 1011 nucleotides. RefSeq names its product JAB1/Mov34/MPN/PAD-1 ubiquitin protease-domain-containing protein. Bases 1 to 1011 code for a protein of 336 amino acids. Gene Ontology annotation, cellular component: COP9 signalosome; cytoplasm. The transcript is spliced from 7 exons. The record is from RefSeq and is a predicted model, not a curated record. Gene Ontology annotation, molecular function: protein binding; deNEDDylase activity; metallopeptidase activity. Gene Ontology annotation, biological process: protein deneddylation. NCBI's taxonomy places the organism in Eukaryota, Fungi, Mucoromycota, Mucoromycetes, Mucorales, Choanephoraceae.
AUGGAUGCAGCGACUGCACAAAGGAACUGGGAGCUGGAAAAUAAUGUAGCUCUUGUUGAUCCUGCUCAAGAUCAAAUCUAUUACUACGAUGCGCCACAAGACAAGGAAAACGUAGCUCAAAAGCCUUGGAAGAGCGAUCCUAAUUAUUUCAAACAUGUUAAGAUAUCAGCUAUCGCUCUUAUCAAAAUGGUCAUGCAUGCUCGCUCUGGCGGAAAUAUCGAAAUAAUGGGAUUGAUGCAAGGUAAAAUACAAGGGGAUACAAUGUAUGUUAUGGAUAGUUUUGCUCUUCCUGUGGAAGGGACAGAAACAAGAGUCAAUGCUCAAAAUGAGGCUUAUGAAUACAUGGUGUCUUACAUUGAAAAAUCAAAAGAGGUUGGGAGAUUAGAGAAUGUGCUUGGUUGGUAUCAUUCACAUCCUGGUUACGGCUGUUGGUUGUCUGGUAUUGAUGUUAGUACACAAAUGUUGAAUCAACAAUAUCAAGAACCAUUUGUAGCUGUUGUGAUUGAUCCCAAUCGUACAAUGUCAGCAGGCAAAGUUGAGAUUGGUGCUUUCAGAACAUAUCCAGCUGGAUACAAAGCUCCUGAUGAAGGACCUUCUGAAUACCAGACUAUACCCCUCAACAAAAUUGAAGAUUUCGGUGUUCAUGCAAAAUCCUAUUACUCUCUUGAAGUGUCUCAUUUCAAAUCAACAUUAGAUACACAGCUGCUUGAGGUCUUAUGGAAUAAGUAUUGGGUUAACACGUUAUCGCAAUCACCACUUUUAACUAAUCGGGAUUAUGCAACAAGACAAAUGACUGAUCUUGCUCAGAAGUUGAACAAGACAAAUGAGAGUAUGGUGGGACGUAUGGGAGGAUACUAUGGCGAUCGAAAGAAAAACGAUGAAAGCCAGCUUAGUAAAGUAACAAAAGAUAGCUCCAAAAUCACUGUAGAGGCAAUUCAUGGAUUGUUAUCUCAAGUACUUAAAGAUCAGGUGUUCAACAAAUCUCGAGAUGAAAGAAAUGUUUUAGAGUAA